Messenger RNA from Metopolophium dirhodum (rose-grain aphid), 2697 nucleotides. RefSeq names its product fork head domain-containing protein FD4-like. Gene Ontology annotation, biological process: cell differentiation; anatomical structure morphogenesis; regulation of transcription by RNA polymerase II. Lineage: Eukaryota; Metazoa; Arthropoda; Insecta; Hemiptera; Aphididae. The record is from RefSeq and is a predicted model, not a curated record. The transcript has 2 exons. The coding region runs from base 342 to 1439 and encodes 365 amino acids. Gene Ontology annotation, molecular function: DNA-binding transcription factor activity, RNA polymerase II-specific; RNA polymerase II cis-regulatory region sequence-specific DNA binding.
CAACUGCACCGCAUCCGUUCAGUCCGCACUCGAACGCCGUCGCAGUCGUUUUGUAAUGCCGUACGCGUUAUAAUAAUAAUAAUAAUAAUAAUAGUAAUAUUGUUCGUGCGCUUUUCGGUAAUAAUAUAGUUGCUUUCGACGACGGUUUGUGCUAUCAUAUUUCCGUAUAAUAGAAUAUUGGACACUGCAGUCGUCUGCGCGCGUUGUUGUCGCGAACAUUUUAUGCAAAACCGAUCGACCGUGCGACUGUUAUUGUGUGUUCAUUAAAACGUAUAUACCAGCUACAGUCGGGUAUAUAAUAUUAUAAUAGAAAAAAAUCGUAAGCAUAAAAGUUUUGAAAAAUGCCGCGGCCCAGUCGCGACUCGUACGGCGACCAAAAACCACCGUACAGUUACAUAUCGCUCACGGCCAUGGCCAUUUGGAGUUCGCCCGAGAAAAUGCUUCCGCUGUCCGACAUCUACAAGUUCAUCAGCGAUCAGUUCCCGUACUACAGACGGAACACGCAACGCUGGCAGAACUCACUCCGGCACAACCUGUCGUUCAACGACUGUUUCGUGAAAAUCCCGCGAAUGCCGGACAGACCGGGCAAAGGUGCGUACUGGGCUCUGCACCCGGCCGCCCUGGACAUGUUCGAGAACGGUUCGCUGUUACGGCGCCGCAAACGAUUUAAGCUGGUCAAGUCCGACAAAGACAGAUUGGACAACGAACUGAUCGCUCUGGCUAACAAUUUGGCGCACAUGCAGCGCAACCAUCCAUCCAUGUCGGCGGCCUCAUCGUUGUCGUUGGCGGCUACUUCGUCGUCGGGCGCGUCGUCCGCGUCGUCGUCUUCGCCGUGUUCGUCGUCGGCCGGCAGCCCGCCACCUCCGACGCAGCCACAACCACCGUCGUCUCAACACGGUGCAGCGGCCGCUCCCCAUCACCAUCAGCUGCACUGUUACGACGACAGCAGCAGCGGCGGCCGUCGACGCCGCCACCGCAGCCGCAGCCGUAAUAUCGCGGCACAUCAUGACCAUCGGCACGCCAUUAUCGCCGUGGACGCGGUCACCGCUUGCACAACCAAGCCGGCGGUCAAAAGACCGUUCGACAUCGAGAGCCUAAUCGGACCCGAUCCGUUGUCGGCCACGUCUCCCUCCGCACCGGCGCAACCGCUGGCCGCCGCGGACUACACGGACGACGAAGACGACGACGACGUAGACGACGACAUUCUACGGCGAUUCCCGUCCAUCGUGCCGGCCGCGUACCGGGCUCCGUUGAUGGUGCCGUACGAUUUCCAUCACGCGGCGGCAGCCGCGGCGAUCGCGUUUCAUGACCAUCACCAACACCACAUGCACCACAGCCAGCUGCAACAGUUGCACCAGCACCACCACCACCACCAACAACAACAACAACAACAACACUAUUUACGGUACGCCGCGGCGUCUUAUUUUCCGCACAACUAAUAUUUAGGUAUAAUAGUAUAUAAUAAGCGUUUGCCGUCUAUAUACAAUGUUAAUAUGAUUUUAGACCACAAUAUAGGUAAUAAUAAUAAUACUAUGUAGUAACGUGUUCCGUAAUAAGUCGCACUUUGACCGACCGCACUUUGAAUUCGUAAGUAGGUAUUAUUGGUAUACGUCUUAUUAUAAUAUUAUGUUGGAUAAGCGUGGCGUGGCGUUUGCGCUCGGCACGAUGAUGACGAUGAUGACGAUGAUAUCUACUCUCGUGUAGCGUGAGCACACUUUCGCGGCGACAAUUUAUUUACAAUAUAUACCUAAUAUACCUAUCGUAAUACGUAUAGAUUUUCCUAUGUACAUAUAUACCUAGGUACAGGUAUAGGUACUAUGUAAAUAUAUACUUACGUAAUGUACGCGAUUCAUUACGGUUAGUUAUGUGUACACGCGUACCUAUAUAUAUAUUAUAUUAUUUUAACCGUUGUUCUUAAAUUAUAUAUACAUAAUUUAUUUGUUUGUUUUUUUUUCCUAACUGUAAGGUCUGUACAAAUUAGCCAUCAUUAUUACAUACAUAUGAUAAUAUAACCCAUGAUACUAUUUCAGUAUAUUAUGACAAUGUACAUAAUAUAUAAUAAUAUGAUCGUGUUAACUAUAAAUAUUAUAUAUAUAUAUAUAUAUGCCCACUAUAGUAAUAUUAUUAAACAAUGACGUACUGAACCUUUUUUAUAAUAGGUAUAUAUUAUUAUAUUAGCAAAUAAAAUUGUAGUUUUUAGUAUUCGUUAUUCUGUGAUGUAGUUUUUAAUGUGCAGUAAUAAUUAUACAUAGGACAUAAUAUAUAGGUGUAUAUUUCCGAUGAUAGGUAAUUAUUAUUAAUUCAUAUACCUAUAUUAUAUUAUAUAUAUAUCGAUGCGAUUUCGUUUUCUGCCCACGCUGUGGAACCUAACCUUAUUCUUAUACAUAAUAUGUAUAAUUUAUAUUAUGUAUACUGCGAACACUCAUUAUUAUUAUUAUGAUUUGUUUUUAGUUUUUUUAUACAUAGAAUAUAAUAUAUAUUCAUAUGAAUGACUUAAAAAGUUAUAACUCUGUUACCCCAAUAUUCCUCAUGUAACAAUUUGAAGAAAAAAGGUGAAUAUAAUUAUUUAUUUAUUAUUAUUAGUAGGUAUUAUCAUUUACGAUUGUAAUUAUUGUGUUCGUAGAAUUUGUAUUAUAUAUAACCUAUAUGUAUAAUAUUCAAGUGCAGUGUAAUGUUCGUCGAAUAAAUGUGCAAUUU